CAUCAGAUGUGAUUGUUUCUAAAGGAGAGCCAACGACUCUGAACUGCAAGGCUGAAGGAAGACCAUCUCCCACUAUUGAGUGGUACAAAGAUGGUGAGCGUGUAGAGACUGAUAAAGAUGACCCCCGCUCACACCGCAUGCUGCUCCCUAGCGGAUCUUUAUUUUUCUUGCGUAUUGUACAUGGGCGCAGAAGUAAACCAGAUGAAGGAAGUUAUGUGUGUGUUGCAAGAAACUAUCUGGGGGAAGCUGUGAGUCGGAACGCUUCUCUGGAAGUGGCACUGCUCCGGGAUGAUUUCCGCCAAAACCCCACGGAUGUUGUUGUAGCAGCAGGUGAACCAGCCAUUUUAGAAUGCCAGCCUCCUCGUGGACAUCCUGAGCCCUCUAUUUACUGGAAAAAAGACAAAAUUCGAAUUGAUGACAGAGAAGAGAGAAUCAGUAUACGAGGUGGGAAGCUUAUGAUUUCAAACACAAGAAAGAGUGAUGCAGGAAUGUACACAUGUGUUGGAACCAACAUGGUGGGAGAACGGGACAGCGAUCCAGCAGAGCUGACUGUUUUUGAACGACCCACAUUUCUCAGGAGACCAAUCAACCAGGUGGUUUUGGAAGAAGAAACCGUAGAAUUCAGAUGUCAGGUACAAGGGGAUCCUCAACCAACAGUACGUUGGAAGAAAGAUGAUAACGACUUGCCAAGAGGAAGAUAUGACAUCAAAGAUGACUACACCUUGCGCAUUAAAAAGGCGAUGAGCACAGAUGAAGGGACAUAUAUGUGCAUUGCUGAGAACAGAGUUGGAAAAGUUGAAGCAUCUGCUACUCUUACAGUCCGAGCACCUCCACAGUUUGUGGUAAGGCCACGUGACCAGAUUGUUGCCCAGGGCCGAACAGUGACCUUUCCAUGUGAAACCAAGGGAAAUCCCCAGCCAGCUGUUUUUUGGCAAAAAGAAGGCAGCCAGAAUCUUCUCUUUCCAAACCAGCCUCUCCAGCCCAACAGCAGGUAUUCUGUGUCACCUACAGGGGAUCUCACUAUUACCAACAUUCAGAGGUCUGAUGCUGGUUACUACAUCUGCCAAGCACUCACUGUUGCUGGGAGUAUUUUAGCAAAGGCUCAAUUGGAAGUUACAGAUGUUCUAACAGAUCGACCUCCACCCAUCAUUCUUCAGGGACCUGUAAACCAGACAUUGGCAAUAGAUGGCACAGCUCUGCUGAAGUGCAAGGCAACUGGUGACCCAAUGCCUGUGAUCAGCUGGUUAAAGGAAGGAUUCGCUUUCCUGGGCAGAGAUCCUAGAACAUCUAUACAGGAUCAAGGAAGUUUGCAAAUUAAGCCUCUACGAAUAUCUGACAUGGGUACAUAUACUUGUGUUGCCACAAGUUCAAGUGGGGAGACAUCUUGGAGUGCUGUGCUAGAUGUAACAGAGUCUGGGGGAACAGCCGUCAGCAAAAACUAUGAUUUAAAUGACCUUCCCGGGCCACCAUCCAAGCCUCAGGUCACUGAUGUUACUAAGAACAGUGUCACCUUGUCAUGGCAGCCGGGCACCCCUGGAAACCUUCCAACUAGUGCAUAUAUCAUUGAGGCUUUUAGUCAAUCAGUGAGCAAUAGCUGGCAAACAGUUGCUAACCAUGUAAAAACACCACCUUACACUGUAAGAGGACUUCGUCCAAAUACGAUCUACCUAUUUAUGGUGAGAGCUAUCAACUCACAAGGUUUGAGUGACCCCAGCACCAUGUCAGACCCUGUCCGAACCCAAGAUAUCAGCCCACCUGCACAAGGAGUGGAUCACAGGCAGGUCCAAAAGGAGCUGGGGGAUGUCAUUGUGCGACUGCAUAAUCCUGUUGUGUUGACCCCUACCACGGUUCAAGUCACCUGGACGGUUGAUCGCCAGUCCCAAUUCAUUCAAGGUUAUCGGGUCAUAUAUCGCCAGACUUCAGGCCUGCCCUCUCCAACUGCGUGGCAGACGCUGGAGGUCAAAGUUCCAACUGAGCGCAGUGCUGUCCUAGUGAACUUGAAAAAAGGAGUGACGUAUGAAAUUAAAGUCCGGCCAUAUUUCAAUGAGUUCCAAGGAAUGGACAGUGAAGCAAAAACUGCCCGAACCACUGAAGAAGCUCCAAGUGCCCCACCGCAGUCUGUUACAGUUUUGACCGUUGGAAAUCACAACAGCACCAGUAUCAGCAUUUCCUGGGAUCCUCCACCUCCAGAUCACCAAAAUGGGAUAAUUCAAGAAUACAAGAUUUGGUGCUUAGGUAAUGAAACAAGGUUUCACAUCAACAAAACUGUGGAUGCCGCCAUUCGAUCUGUCGUGAUUGGAGGCCUGUAUCCAGGCAUUCAGUACAGAGUAGAAGUCGCAGCAAGUACCAGCGCUGGUGUUGGAGUGAAAAGUGAACCGCAGCCUAUAAUAAUCGGAGGGCGUAAUGAAGUUGUCAUCACUGAGAACAGCAACAGCAUAACAGAGCAAAUCACGGAUGUGGUUAAGCAACCUGCCUUCAUAGCUGGAAUUGGUGGUGCAUGCUGGGUAAUUCUCAUGGGUUUCAGCAUCUGGCUAUACUGGCGCAGAAAGAAGAGGAAGGGACUCAGCAAUUAUGCAGUUCAGUCCUUCACCUUCACCCCAGCAGUCACUUUUCAAAGAGGAGAUGGAGGACUUAUGAGCAAUGGAAGUCGACCAGGCCUGUUAAAUGCAGGCGACCCCAGUUAUCCAUGGCUUGCAGACUCAUGGCCCGCCACCAGCCUGCCAGUCAACAACAGUACUAGUGGACCAAAUGAUCUUGGGAAUUUUGGCCGUGGAGAUGUGCUGCCUCCAGUGCCAGGCCAAGGAGAUAAAACUGCCACCAUGCUUUCUGACGGAGCCAUUUACAGCAGCAUUGACUUCACGACCAAAACUAGUUACAACAGUUCCAGCCAAAUAACGCAGGCGACACCAUAUGCCACAACACAAAUACUGCACUCCAACAGCAUCCAUGAACUGGCAGUUGAUUUACCGGACCCCCAGUGGAAAAGUUCAAUUCAACAAAAAAGCGACCUAAUGGGAUUUGGUUACUCUUUACCUGAUCAAAGCAAAGGCAACAAUGGUGGGAAAGGAGGGAAGAAAAAGAAAAACAAAAAUACUUCGAAGCCGCAGAAAAAUAAUGGCUCUAACUGGGCCAACAUCCCUCUCCCACCCCCUCCAGUACAGCCUCUGCCAGGCACAGAGCUAGAACACUAUGGGGUGGAUCAGCAAGAAGCAGGGUAUGACAGUGAUGGUUGGUGUCCACCUUUACCAGUUCAGACAUACCUGCAUCAGGGAAUGGAGGAUGAGCUUGAAGAAGAAGAUGACAGAGUCCCUACACCUCCUGUCCGAGGAGUUGCCUCUUCUCCUGCAAUCUCCUUUGGGCAGCAGUCUACUGCAACGCUCACCCCAUCUCCACGUGAGGAGAUGCAACCUAUGCUUCAAGCCCACCUUGAUGAACUGACAAGGGCCUAUCAGUUUGAUAUAGCAAAGCAAGCAUGGCACAUUCAAAGUACUGCACAGCCACCUCAGACCCCCGUUCCACCAUUAGGGUAUGUGUCUGGGACUCUAAUAUCAGAGUUGGAGACAGGUAUUCCAGAGGAUGAAGACGAGGAUGAUACUGAAGAAGAGGCUAUAGAAAUCACGAGGCCACUGAGAGGACUAGAGCACACUCCAGGAUCCAGCAUGGACAAUCUAGACAGCUCUGUGACAGGUAAACCGUAUUCUUCUUCUCAAAGGCCUCGGCCUACCAGCCCAUUUUCUACUGACAGCAACACCAGUGCAGCCCAGAAUCAGAGUCAAAGGCCUCGGCCCACCAAAAAACACAAGGGAGGUAGAGUGGACCAGCCCCCCUUGCCUCACCGUAGGGAAGGGAUGACAGAUGAUCUUCCUCCACCACCAGACCCACCCCCUGGUCAGGGUUUAAGGCAACAGAUAGGCCCUGGCCAACGUGGCGGUUCGACAGAGAGAAAAGGAAGCUCUCUAGAACGACAACACACAUCCAGCAUAGAGGAAACAAAGAGCUCUUUGGAUCGUCAAGCUAGAACAUCCCUAGAGUGGCAGCGGCAAACCCAGGAAUGGAUAAGCUCCACAGAACUCCAAGGCCAGCAAAAACAAGCAUUCGGAUCAGAAGAGGCACUGGUGCCAUAUAGCAAGCCUAGCUUCCCAUCCCCAGGUGGUCACAGCUCUUCAGGUACAGCAUCUUCGAAAGGAUCAACUGGACCCAGGAAAGGCGAGGUCAUGCGAGGCAGUCACCAACGCAAUGCCAGUGACCUUCUUGAUGUAGGAUAUAUGGGAUCAAACAGUCAAGGACAGUUUCCUGGUGAAUUAUAGUAGUUGAAUACGGACAUCUCAAGCUGCUCUCCAGGGCCACCAAGGUCUGAACUCAUGGAAGUGAUGAUACUAAACAGUGCAAUGAACAUUUUCUUUAUUUAUGUACUUACUAUUAAAAGAACUGUAAAUGCAAUGUAAAGACACACACAGCCACACAUAUCCCACAAAUACUCUACCUGUGUUCUUCUCUUUACUACACCUUCCACCUUAAUCUAUUUCUUAUCAAGCAUAUAAAAAAAGAAAUGAAAUCACCCUCCAGGAAGAAAUGGAUUUCCCUUGUACAUAAUUUCUUUUUAUUGCAUUGCUAUGCAAGCUCACCUUUUUAGCUAUGUUCAUAUUAUUGUCUGUUCUUAUUGGUCUGUUGUACUAUAUGUGAAUUAAUAGGCUGUGGUGCCAUAUAAUAACUUUUAAUUGUGUAACUUUUUAUGUUUAACGUUUGCACUGCAAUUUUUUUUUGUUGGUGAUAAGAACAAAACCCUUACUCCUCGUGACAUGAAGAAGAAAAGGACUGAAUGUGAAAGGAGUCUAUGUACUGUAAGCUAUGUUGGAUAAUGAUGGAUGUAAUGAAUUAUGUUAGGUGGUUUUCCAUUUGGAUGUAGAUUUAGGAAGAUGACUUGCAAAACUGAUGUUGGCAAAGACUUAUUGGGGCAUGGGAGAUGGAAUGCUAUCUGAAAUAAUA
Messenger RNA from Euleptes europaea (tarantolino), 4986 nucleotides. RefSeq names its product roundabout guidance receptor 2 (gene ROBO2). The transcript has 27 exons. The record is from RefSeq and is a predicted model, not a curated record. Bases 138 to 4307 code for a protein of 1389 amino acids. Gene Ontology annotation, molecular function: protein binding. Lineage: Eukaryota; Metazoa; Chordata; Lepidosauria; Squamata; Sphaerodactylidae.